This is a messenger RNA of Rhagoletis zephyria (snowberry fruit fly), 981 nucleotides long. RefSeq lists its product as uncharacterized. Lineage: Eukaryota; Metazoa; Arthropoda; Insecta; Diptera; Tephritidae. The record is from RefSeq and is a predicted model, not a curated record.
CGCGGUUCAAAGCGUUUCGAGCUAAAUCAAAUAGACGACGCAGUUGAUAAUCGUUUGUUGGACACACUAGAGAGUGAAACGGCGACUGUGAAAUCUGUGACAACGAGUCGCACAACGACACAGCAUCCGCUUAAUAGCAACGGCCAUGCUGCACCGAAUUUCAUGCACUUCAGUUCCGAAACCUAUGAGUCUGAGUCAGAGCCAGAACCAGAACUAGAACCGGCAGAACUUUGGCGUAAAGCAAAGGUGUCAAUUUCACCAAAAACCCACGAGAAAGUAUAUGUGGUGACGCCGCAGCCGCUAUUCUUUCCGCAACGUGCGUUGACCAAGACUAGCACAACCACUGCAGCACCGUCUGGCUUAAGGAAAACUGCGCGUUUCAUAGUGAGGCCAACACCUGGAAAUGGCAACAACUCAUCAACGCCAGCGCCUAGCCUUUACCGUCCUGAGCUCUUCGGUCUCAUGGGUCUCUCGGCGUAUGUACCAGCCAAGCCAGUGGAAAUCAUCGAUGGAAAUUCAAAAGUCCUGAAUAUUAUAACAACGACGCCAGCUAGUGAGCAACAGGAUGCAACAACCAGACCAAUGGCAUUCGUCGAGCAGUUGUCGAUGGUGAAGAAGGGUAGACGACUGCGAUCCACAAUGUCGCCAUCGCCAAGAUAAAUACAUAUACAUAAAUACUCGUGCUGAAAAUUACUCACAACUAAUCGAAAUGGAACGAUCUUGUGGACUCAUAUAACUUUUGUAAUAUAAUUUUUCAAUCGAUAUUUUGGUGUAACUAAAUGCGUAUGUCAUAUUUAAGCGCAUUUAACAUUUAGUAACUACUCUUAAGGAUGUAAAUUAAUUCAAGCAAUUAUAUAUAGUGAAAGCUCUAGGAUAAAUCAGUCCUAAUGUGCUGAAUUUAGUUUUAAGAAAAAAAGUAAUAUGGACCCUAAAUCGUUGUAUGCGAAAUAAAGUUUUAAAAUUAAAUUGAAUUAAAAAAAA